Messenger RNA from Phycomyces blakesleeanus NRRL 1555(-), 1353 nucleotides. RefSeq lists its product as hypothetical. Lineage: Eukaryota; Fungi; Mucoromycota; Mucoromycetes; Mucorales; Phycomycetaceae. Gene Ontology annotation, cellular component: membrane; endoplasmic reticulum. The record is from RefSeq and is a predicted model, not a curated record. Bases 1 to 1353 code for a protein of 450 amino acids. Gene Ontology annotation, biological process: protein localization to plasma membrane; GPI anchor biosynthetic process. Gene Ontology annotation, molecular function: glucosaminyl-phosphatidylinositol O-acyltransferase activity. The transcript has 8 exons.
AUGACCGGCGAUGAAUAUAAAAGGGCUCAAGAAGCUUGGGUGUCGGAUUGUACAGGAGGAUCUACAUUUGAAGUGAUAACCAUCUGCUUUAGUUCUGUUGCAUCACAUAUACUUUGGUCAUCUCUUUCCAGGGCCAAUAUCAAGAUAUCUGAUAGUUACUGGGCCCAAGUAUUGAUAUAUUGCUUGCCAGUCUUUGCAUGCCAAACUUUGGCUGCUGAUUAUGCACAUUUAGUAUCAAUUGGUCUUUUGACUGCUAGUGCUCUUGUGUAUAAUCUGACAUCAGAAUCAGCAUCAGCAUCAGUGUCACCAUUACCUGAAGCCAAAACAUCAAUGUUUAAAUCUUACUUGACAGUCUAUCGAGGCUGUACUAUGCUCAUGACUUGUAUUGCUAUUCUUGCUGUCGAUUUCCCCAUUUUCCCUCGGCGCUUUGCAAAAGUAGAGACCUUUGGAACCUCUCUUAUGGAUGUCGGUGUUGGAUCAUUUGUAUUCUCUUCUGGGGUAGUGGCCUCGCGUGCUUACCUUGCCGGAAAUUCAUCAUUGUCAAAGUCAAAGGCUCUCGUACAAUCCUUUAGAUCUGCCUUGCCAAUUCUUGUUUUGGGAGGACUUCGUCUUGUUUUGACCCGAGGUGUUGAUUAUCAGACUCACACAUCGGAAUAUGGAUUGCAUUGGAACUUUUUCUUUACUCUCGGAUUCCUUCCUGCUUUUGUUACACUUGUUAGUUUUCUUCAAAGAUAUGCUUCGUUUGGCGUGCUUGCCCUGACGGUUGGUGCUUUGUAUGAGGCAGUGCUUCAGUAUGGUCUCCAGACCUGGAUAUUAGAGGCACCCAGAGUGGAUCUUUUGAGUGCAAACAAGGAAGGAAUAUUUAGCUUUUUUGGGUACCUAUCUAUAUUCUUAUUUGGAUUGGAUUCUGGAUUGGUUGUAUUUAAGAAAUACAAGGCAGAUGACGAUAGAUGCCCUACUGGACGCCAAUUGAUCAAGAGAGCUGUUGGUCUGUGGAUUGUGUAUAUGGCCUGGACAGGGACAACCGACUUUGCUGUUUCCCGUCGCUUGGCCAAUGGACCAUAUGUUCUGUGGGUGGUUGCAUUCAACCUAUCUCUAUUGGCUGCGCUUGUGUUUGUAGAUCAUAAAUCACAAGUAAAAGGUCAAGGUCCUAGUCUAUUAUUUGCUAUGAACCAAAAUGGUCUAGUUACUUUUCUGGUUGCUAAUGUAUUGACUGGGCUGGUUAAUCUCAGUAUAAGAACCCUGUAUUGUAGUGCUAUUGUGAGCUUCUUGGUUUGCUCAAUCUACAUUGUGGCCGUGACUUUAUUCCCUUGGGUAUUGUGGACCAAAUUUCAGAUACGAUUUAAGCUCUGA